This is a messenger RNA of Megalobrama amblycephala (Wuchang bream), 3935 nucleotides long. RefSeq names its product phosphatidylinositol 4,5-bisphosphate 5-phosphatase A (gene inpp5ja). The coding region runs from base 165 to 2549 and encodes 794 amino acids. Gene Ontology annotation, cellular component: ruffle; cytoplasm; plasma membrane. Gene Ontology annotation, molecular function: phosphatidylinositol-4,5-bisphosphate 5-phosphatase activity; phosphatidylinositol-3,4,5-trisphosphate 5-phosphatase activity. NCBI's taxonomy places the organism in Eukaryota, Metazoa, Chordata, Actinopteri, Cypriniformes, Xenocyprididae. Gene Ontology annotation, biological process: phosphatidylinositol dephosphorylation; negative regulation of peptidyl-serine phosphorylation. The transcript is spliced from 13 exons. The record is from RefSeq and is a predicted model, not a curated record.
UUUCACUCACAGUUUUCGCUACCUCUCCUCGUGUCCUCUUGGGAGUGACGUAUCCGCUCCUCAUCACUCAUUAUCACACGAGUGGAAGUGUGUGUGUGAUGUGAGCGUCUCUACAGGACACACACACACACACUUGCGCCGGUGCAGAGAAACAGGACAGGUAAAUGGAUCCAAUGCAGCCCAUUCAGAGCUGCUCUAUGCCAGAAGGACCUACUGGAGUCUUAGGACUCCACAAACCACCAGUCUCAACCCUGCUUGGAAACCCCUGCAAACUGCCUGCAUCCUCAAACUGCCAGAUGGUCAUGACUGGAAGCCCACCGGUGUUGGGACAGACCCCGGCACUGCAGACAAAUCCAGCCAUUCAGGAGAGAGUCAGACCAGACUCGACCGCACAAUCCACAAAUUGCAUCAGCAUCAGUCGACCCAGGCCUACGGCACUGGGUACCAAGGCAACAAUCAAAGUCUCCAAACCCACUGAUCCUUCAUUGCAGGUUAAAGCUAUGGGAACGCCCAACUUCUUGUCGCACUGCCCAGCCGAAUCACCAUUGCCUUAUUGCAACCCCCCAAACCCACUGAGCCCCACUUCUCAACUCGGUUUUAACUCACCAUCCAUUCCCCCAACACUUCCAAGCCCUCCAUCACAGCCCAUCCGUGCAAAGACACAAAAUAACCUAAUCGCCAGGCCAGUCCCCAACCCAAACCCCAGUCCCCCGUCUAACCACAUUCCUCAACCAAUCCUAAGUCCUGAAACACAUGUAUCCAACGCAGGAGACACUACUGACAAUAAGAUGAACAAGACCAUCUGUGAAGAGGGUGAUUUCAGAGUGCAUAUUGUCACAUGGAAUGUUGGCUCCGGUAUACCACCUGAUGACAUCACUUCCUUGUUUGGGCCUGGUGUUGAAAAUGGGAGCACUGACAUGUUUGUUGUUGGACUGCAGGAAGUAAACUCCAUGAUAAACAAGCGGCUUAAAGACGCUCUCUUCACAGACCAGUGGAGUGAGCUCUGCAUGGACACUCUCAGUCGUUUUGGAUAUGUGUUGGUGGCCUCUCAGAGGAUGCAGGGGGUUUUCUUACUGGUGUUUUCCAAAUUCUGCCACCUUCCCUUCCUCAGGGGAGUACAAACCGAAAGCACACGCACAGGCUUGGGUGGCUACUGGGGGAAUAAAGGGGGUGUGAGUGCACGAAUGAUGGUUUUCGGACACCCUGUGUGCUUUCUCAACUGCCACCUGCCGGCUCACAUGCGUAACCUCGAGCAGCGGAUGGAGGACUUUGAAAGCAUCCUACAGCAGCAGCAGUUUGAGGGCAGCACCGCUGUGGGCGUGCUGGAUCACGAUGUGGUGUUCUGGUUUGGUGAUCUGAACUUCCGAAUCGAAGGUUAUGAUAUUCACGUGGUGAAAAGUGCAAUUGAGAAUGACAAACUGCCUCUACUGUGGGAAAAAGAUCAGCUCAACAUGGCGAAAAAAAGUGAAUCUAUUCUGGAGGGAUUUAUGGAAGGACCCCUAAAAUUCCCGCCAACUUACAAGUUUGAUGUGGGGACACACACUUAUGACACAAGUGCAAAAAAGAGGAAACCUGCAUGGACAGAUCGCAUUCUGUGGCGUCUGCGCAGGACGGGCUCCCCUGUGCCGUCUCAUUAUUCCGCCCUGCAGCGGGGUCUGACAUCAUGGCUGGGUGGCGCCACCAGAGUUUCCCAGCACUUCUACCGCAGUCACAAGGGGUUCACUAUUAGCGAUCACAAGCCGGUGUCCGCCCUCUUCUCUUUGCAUUUUCCCUAUAAGGUGAACCUACCAUUAGUGACACUGGAAGUGGAGAAAGAAUGGACCAAGUUCUCUGAUGCUACAGCCAAACUCACAAUGGCACACGGCUUUCAGAGGAGUUCAUGGGACUGGGUGGGACUGUACAAGAUGGGAUUUAAGCACUACAAGGAUUACGCUGCAUAUGUGUGGGCCAAAUCUGAGCAUUCAACGCAGGUGACAUUUUCUGAGGAAGAUUUGCCUAGAGACCCAGGGGAAUAUAUUCUGGGAUAUUACAGUAACAACACGAACAGCAUCGUGGGAGUGACAGAACCAUUUCAGGUGCAGCUUCCCAUGUCCACACCACCUGCACCAGCAUGUCGUUCACACUCCGACAGUUCAGAUGUCAGCUCUGAAGAUGACAGUACACUGGUCCUGUUGGCUCCCUGCUCUCGUAGCCCCAGCCCUGGAAACCACAGCGGCAAACGGCAUCACCACCAGAAGCGGCAGCGCAGCCGCAGCCCCGCUGUACCUGCACUCUCCACAACGCCCCUUCCCUCCCUGCAGUCUCUCAGCCUGUGCCCACGUCCCCGUGACGGCCCCACACGGAGCUCCUCCCCGCACCCUUCAGCCAAUACCAAGAAAGAGCGUCUGGUUUCUCCAGACACAUUAACCUCGCCCUCCCUCAGUCCUCUUAGCCCACGGAGCCCUGUGUCUCCCGGGAAUGGAGUCAGCGCUCCAGAGGCUCUAAUAGCGGCCAUUUUAGGAGAGCCCAGGCCCGCUCCUAUAGGAAAAGCAGGGGAUGUGAUUCUCUGACCAAUCCCCCACCCCUUCCUUUCGAUUCAUUUCUAGACUUUAGCAGAUAUUGUAAUGCAACUAUAGAGAAAUGGCCUGUUUCAGGUCGUCCUCUGCCGCUUUUAAGACCUGCAGCUGUUUGUGAUCUCAUGCCUUGUCGUGCUUAAUCAUUCACAAACUCUUCCUUGGUUCUCAGUGGGUUUGCCAGUAGAGAUUCAACUGGCCUAUCCAUUUUACAUUAUUUAUUAAUGGCCCUGUUUCCACCUGGUAUUAAGAUGCGUUUUGGUCGAUCAGAUCACAAGUGGAUGAUGCUAAAUACAAGUGUAAACGGGGUGUAAAAUGUUUUGAGCUGGUCUGCUUUAGUAGUCAAAAGUAGUCGUAGUAGAAAGUAGAAGUAGUCGAAAACACAUUCGACCGGAUUGCCUUAUGCUUAUGUGGUCGAAUGUGUUCGAACAGCCACUAAAGACCGCCUACUCUCCGCCUACUGAUCUAACGCGUAAACGUUAUGGGAAACGUGCUAGCCAGACAGGAUUUAAACUUUCUUGGUUUGAAGACGAAAAACAUACCAAGCACAAUGUUCUCACACCAUUUCUAACACACACUCACUGUGUUCACCGUCGUUUUGCAGCUGUCAGAGUAGAAACGCUUUUCCAUCCCCCCCCUCAAAGAAAUCAGGACAAAAGUGGUUGAAAUUGGACAAAAGAGACGGAUUAAAAUACUAGGUGGAAACGGGUAUGUGUCUCCACUGUCUAUUUGUGAACCAAUCGAUUAAAAUGCAUCUUAAAACCAGGUGGAAACAGGGUCAAUGAUAGAUUGUAAAUGGUGACAGAACAACAGUGCACAUUCACCUUAUAGUGCAGGACAACCUGACCCAAGGUGAAACUGUGCUGUUACCGUAGAAUCAAAGCAAACAUUGAUGUCAGCAUACAUCUCAGCCUUUACUCUUAACUUAAUGGUUGACUGGAUUUAAAUGCCCAAUGUCUAGAAAUUUUUUAUUGUGGGAAAUUAACAAAAAUUUCCUUUGUUAAAAUAUAUUGGUUUGAGUGACAAGAAACAAGAAAAAUAUGGGACGUGUUUUAUCUUCCCUUUUUGAAGUUGGUAAUCCUAUUUAUUUUAUUGUUUUAACUAGUUUGCAAGCCACCAGUUGAGAACCAUUGAUCUAGAGUCACUAAAAUGUCUAUAUAAUGUAGGGUCCAAAAGUCUGAGACCACACUGAAAAUCUGGGAUUCAAAACCUAAUUUAAAUCUGAAUGCUUACAAAAAGUUUUAAGAUUUGAAAAAGACUAUAUAUGUGACCCUGGACCACAAAACCAGUCAUAAGGUUACAUUUGUUGAAAUUGAUGUAUGGUUUGUUAGGAUAGGACAAUAUUUGACUGAGAUGUAACUAUUUGAAAAUCUGGAAUCUGAG